Molecule: messenger RNA, 1088 nt
Organism: Magallana angulata
Lineage: Eukaryota; Metazoa; Mollusca; Bivalvia; Ostreida; Ostreidae
Product: diablo IAP-binding mitochondrial protein-like
Exons: 5
Coding region: 15-971 (318 amino acids)
Biological process (GO): neuron apoptotic process; intrinsic apoptotic signaling pathway in response to oxidative stress
Cellular component (GO): mitochondrion
Source: RefSeq, a predicted model, not a curated record
AACAUCCGGUUGGAAUGAUUCGCAACACAUGGGUCAGAAUUCGCGCCCUGCGGUCAUGUGUCCGACAGGUCUUGGGUAGAAAAUUGCCGACUUUUUCUGGUGGUAGCACCUUCCUCAAGAUCUUUACAGGGUCCUCAGUGACAUUAUGUUUAAUGCCAGUGGUCAGUGCAAUGGAGAUUCCAAAUGUUGAUGACUAUGCCAUGUCCAAGCUCCUCCAAAACUCAAGUGUGGCAAGUGCUGAGGCAGCAUCAGCAUUUCUGUCAUAUGUCACCAUGGCUCUAUACAACACAGAGAAGGAAUACACAAAGGGGAUUUACACCAUGAUAAAGCUGAUAGAGAUGAGACUGGAGAAUCCGGGUCAUCCGGAUCAGGACAAGAUGGAGGAACUUAUUGUAGAGACCAGGAUCCAGGUCAAGUCCCUGAAGAAGAAGAGACAGGACUUGAUGAUGCUAUUGUCUGUGUGUCAGAGACUCGUGAAUGAUGCUUCAGAGGCUGCUUACAUGGCAGGUGCAGAGUUUGCUGGCUAUACAACCAACAACAAAUUGACAAGCUCUGAGAGUUUUCUGUCGCCAUGUGAAAUCGAACGUGUGAUUGCAGAGAGGCACUUGUCGGAGCUUGAAGCUCAUGUCAUUGAGGUGGAAUCUAAACGUGCCAAAGAAGAGGAGGAAAGUGAAACAAAACAGGAAGAAGUGAAGGAUGAUGGGAAUUCUGGAGAGGGGAAUGAAGAUUUGAAUUCUGACAGCAAUACUAGAGACAAGAAAGAAGAUGUGAAAUCUGAAGAAAGUACAGCAAAGGAGAAGGGAGAUCAGUCAAUUGAUGAAGGAAUGGAGGAAACAGACAUUGCUCAGAAAGAUACAAGUAUUUCUUCAGAGACUAGUCCCGAGGCUGAUAAUAAGGAAUUCAUACCCAGAGGGGACUAUGUAGAAACAUUCAAUAUAGGUUCCCAGGAUGAAUCCAUGCAGGAUGAUUAAUUUGUCAACACUUUGGACCUUAUAUGCAUGUUCUUGUAUUUGUUAUAAUUGUUAUGAUAGUGUCUUUGUAAAUGAUUAUAAUAAAUUUUAUGUAUAUUUAAUAUAAAAUAUUUAAAA